AUAGUUACAUGAAACAUGGACGGGGAGCAGCGGAGUCCAAAAGUCAUCAAGCCCAAACGCCCAUUUCCUCUGAGAAACAGGAAGUGGUGUUGUUGCUACAGCGACGCAUUGAUUUUCUCCUCCUUCACAACAACAAAAAAGGAGACGAAUUUGUUUGAACCGUUUAUAAAAAAGCUUCAGACCCGAAAUAAAGUUCACAAGUUACGCCACUGCCGCGCGAUGCUGUCGGACGCAGAUUACUCCGGGAAUGCCUCUGGGACUCGGAGAGCCAAGAAGAGGAGCUCCGAGGAGUCUCCGGGGGAGAGCCAGACCCCACGCAUCUCCGGGAGGCAGACCAACGCCCGGGUGAAGCGCACCAACAACCCGCCACCUGGACAGAGUAAAAGAAAAGCCACGGACACCGAGGAAGAAGAUGACCAGUCUGAGAAGAAGUACAGGAAGUGUGAGAAGGCCGGCUGCUCGGCCACGUACCCCGUUUGUUUCGCCAGUGCAUCGGAAAGGUGUGCAAAGAAUGGCUACACGUCUCGCUGGUAUCACCUGUCGUGUGGAGAACAUUUCUGCAACGAGUGUUUCGAUCAUUACUACAGAAGUCACAAAGACGGCUAUGAGACGUUCGCUUCGUGGAAGAGAGUGUGGACCAGUAACGGGAAAAGUGAGCCCAGCCUGAAGGCCUUCAUGGCAGACCAGCUGCUGCCCUACUGGGUUCAGUGCUCCAGACCGGACUGCAGGAAGUGGCGUCAGCUGACCAAAGAGAUCCAGCUCACCACGGCUCUGGCAGCAACGUACCGCUGUGGCAUGAAGUUGAGCAACAUCAAAAUGGAAGGGCCCGACCAGUGCUCCCAACCAGAAGACCUGAGAGUGGCCGAGGUGACGGACAGCUGGUGGCACUCCAUGCUGAUUUUACCGCCGCUGCUGAAGGAGAGUCCGGCCGGCCCGUUCCUCGCUGCCUACUACCCCGACUGUGUGGGGAUGAGCCCUUCGGGGUCCCUCAGCACUGCUUCUGUGACCGAGCUGAGGGCCGAUCACUGCAGAGCCGUCCAGUCUCAGAGUAAGUCUGUGAGCGCAGGAGACCAGACACGCUGUGUUGGACCUGGUCCAGGGAUGUCUGGUCGUAACCGGUACCGUUACCUUUCAGUUCCAGGCCUGUGUCCGUACUUCCAGCCCUUCUACCAGCCCAAUGAAUGCGGAAAAGCACUGUGUGUCCGGCCGGAUAUGAUGGAACUGGAUGAGCUUUACGAGUUUCCAGAGUUUUCCAGAGAUCCCACCAUGUACCUGGCUCUACGGAACCUCAUCCUGGCCUCCUGGCAUAAGAACUGCACGGAGGUUCUGACAGCAGAGAAAUGUGCCGAGCACAUCAUCGUGCGUGGCCUGGUGCGUGUGCGCUGCGUGCAGGAGUUGGACCGGGUUCUGCACUUCAUGACCCGGAAGGGUCUGAUCAACACCGGGGUUCUGGCCGUGAAACGUCCGCUGCUGCCUGAAAGCUUCUGCUCAAAGAACGUGAUCGUCAUCGGCGCCGGCGCCGCCGGACUGGCUGCUGCGCGACAGCUGCAGAACUUUGGCACUCAGGUUCUGGUCUUAGAGGCCCGGGAGAGGAUCGGCGGCCGGGUUUGGGACGAUGUUUCUCUGGGCGUGACCGUGGGUCGUGGUGCUCAGAUCGUUAACGGCUGUGUGAACAACCCCAUCGCCCUGAUGUGUGAACAGAUGGGGAUCCGGAUGCACAAGCUGGGCGAACGCUGCGACCUGUUCCAGGAGGACGGGAAGGUCACCGACCCCGCCAUCGACAAGCGCAUGGACUUCCACUUCAACGCCAUCCUGGACGUGGUGUCGGACUGGAGGAAGGACAAGUCGCAGGGCCAGGACUCGCCUCUAGGGGAAAAGGUCCGGGAAAUAAAGAAGAACUUCCUGCAGGAAUCUGGGAUCCAGUUCAGUGAGCUGGAGGAAAAAGUUCUUCAGUUUCAUCUCAGUAACCUGGAGUUUGCCUGCGGGAGCUCGUUGGACCAGGUUUCGGCCCGAUCCUGGGACCACAACGAGUUCUUUGCCCAGUUCUCAGGAGAUCACACCCUCCUCACCGAGGGCUACUCGCCUCUCCUCCGCAGGCUGGCCGAGGGCCUCGACAUCCGCACCAACUGCCCGGUCCAGGCCGUCGACUACUCGGGUGACCUUGUUAAAGUGAGCUCCUCCGGCGGGUCCCAGUGGUCGGCUCACAGGGUCCUCGUCAGCGUCCCGCUGACGCUGCUGCAGAAGAACGUCCUCCGCUUCACGCCGCCGCUCCCUGAGAGGAAGCUGAAGGCGAUCCACAGCCUGGGAGCGGGAAUCAUAGAAAAGGUCGCUCUUCAGUUCCCGUACCGAUUCUGGGACACGAAGGUCCAAAGUGCAGAUUACUUUGGUCACAUCCCUCCCGCUCCGGAGAAGAGAGGCAUGUUCAGCAUUUUCUACGACCUCGACCCUCAGGGAAAACGGGCGGUUCUGAUGUCCAUCGUCUCCGGUGAGGCUGUUCCUGCUGUCCGAGACCUGGAGGACAAACAGGUGGUGGACGAGUGCAUGAAGGUCCUGCGGGAACUUUUCACAGAGCAGGAGGUCCCCGAGCCCUCCAGUUACUUUGUCACUCACUGGAACAAAGACCCGUGGUCCCAGAUGUCCUACAGCUUUGUGAAGACGGGCGGGAGCGGGGAGGCCUACGACGUCCUGGCUGAAGACGUGCAGGGAAAAGUCUUCUUCGCUGGAGAGGCCACAAACCGACACUUCCCCCAGACGGUGACCGGAGCCUACCUCAGCGGCGUCCGCGAGGCCAGUAAGAUGGUUUCUCUGUAGGUUCCUCGCCUCCGAGCCCCAAACAGCACCAGCAUCACCCGACCCACACACUGCUGAUGGACCCAGCAGGUUCUCCAGAACUCGCUUCCACGUGUUCAACACAAACCUCUCAAGUGCUUUUUAUUUCUAUCGGAAUCCCUCAAACUCAUGUCUGCCGCUCCGAGUGGAUUCAGGCUGGAAAACCGGGAAGUUUGAGCUCCCAGGCUUCGGAUCACCAUAAAGGGUCAGAGGUCAUGCUGCCGUAGAGCAGAGAGGAUAAUCCGGCAGAGCUGUGGGACCGUGAGGAUUAGAGCUGUAACUUGUGCUUUCUGUAAGACGACUGAAGACGACGGAGCACUUCUGAUUUGAAUGGCGUGUUUUACUAACGACGGAAACGUGAGACCCUCAGGGAUGACAUCAGGAACGUUCUCCCGCUCUCGGAACAAUAAAGUUCCUAAAGUUUGAAGCUGAAGACGAACCGAACGUUUUCACGUCUCUGAUUAAUGUUGGCUAACCGGGAUGUGUGUGUGUGUGUGUGUGUGUAUUUAUAUUGUGUGUGUUUAAUAAACUCAGCUGCACAUGUA
Nothobranchius furzeri (turquoise killifish) is the source of this 3374-nucleotide messenger RNA. Its product is annotated as lysine-specific histone demethylase 2. Gene Ontology annotation, molecular function: transcription factor binding; zinc ion binding; chromatin binding. Lineage: Eukaryota; Metazoa; Chordata; Actinopteri; Cyprinodontiformes; Nothobranchiidae. Gene Ontology annotation, biological process: positive regulation of transcription by RNA polymerase II; negative regulation of transcription by RNA polymerase II. The record is from RefSeq and is a predicted model, not a curated record.